AGGAAAUAUUGGCAUUUAUAGUGAGUGGUUCCUUUUUCUUUUAGGGGUUUAAACAUAAAAAUAACUAUUUAAUAUUCGUUUGCAAGUACGAUUUCCUUCCUAUAGCCGAAUAUAUUUUUCUUCUGGUCUGUUGUUGUUCGUAUCCCCUGGAUCCGACUCCUGUCCAAAAGCAGAGCUUUUUAACACGAUUAUAUUCACAAAAAUAAACCACCACAAACACAUUUUGAUCGGUUUAGUACAUUUAUGCCAAGCUGUAAUCUAUAAAACAUUCGUUUCUGAUAAUGGUGUUGAACAGUAUAGUUUGAUAGACCUUUUAUUUCACGAACGAAAGCAGCAGCCCCUCCCCCGCUCCUACCAGAAAGGAUUUAAAACGCUAACGUUAGCUAGCUGCUGCUGGUUAACGUUAGCUUCCUCGGUUAUCAUCAACUAAAAGGAUAAAACUAAGGAUUUCCAGCAGCGUGGAUUAUGUUUUGUGUGUUUUAGGUUGUUAAGUAACCGACAGAACCUUGGAAAGCAGUUGUUUUUAGGUCCGAGGACAUAGAAGGCGUCUACUAGAGGAAAUCUGACACCGGAGCCCAGCUGAGCGAAGUGGGCUGGGCUUUGAGCUGGGCUGUGACCCUUGUUAGGACCGAGAGCAAAAGAAGGCCAAUACAACACAAUACCACAAAUGAAUAAACACUGUUUUCUUUGUUUGUUUUUACCAAACCUGGAUACAUAUUGAAACGAUUGCAGUUGCCCAGUGAAAAUACUGUGGUGAAAACCCAAGAUCACUUCCUCCAGUGGUAGAAGAGACAUGGACGCCUUCAAGCUGAUGAAGGAACUGAGGGUGAAUUAUGAGCAGGAGGCUCAUUAUCUCCCUAAAGAGACGGGGCUGAGCCUCAUAGAGUCCACAACAGAGGAUGACAGUCGGAUCUCGGCCAAGUGCAGAGAUGCCAAAGUGGAGGACCUGUGGAGUCUGACCAGCUUCUUCGGUUACAGCACGCAGACCUUUGUCCUGGCUGUUAACCUGCUGGACAGAUUCCUGGCCAUGAUUAGGAUCCAGCCAAAGCACCUGUCCUGCGUCAGCGUCAGCUGCCUCCACAUGGCGGCCAAAGUGACGGAGGAGGAGUGCAACCUGGCGCCCACUGGUGAUCUCAUCCGCAUCGGACAGUGCAGGUUCACUGUGUCCGACCUCUGCCGCAUGGAGAAGAUCGUUGCCGAGAAGCUCAACUUCAAGUCCAAAGCCAUCACUGCCUUAACUUUUCUGCACUUGUACCACCAGAUUGCACUUUCCCACUCCACAGACAGGAAGGAGAAACUGAGCCUAGAGAAGCUGGAAGCUCAACUCAAAGCCUGCCUGUGCCGGAUCUCCUUCUCUAAAGCAAAGCCGUCCGUCCUAGCCUUGUCUGUCCUGAGGCAGGAGAUCGAAGGCGUUCGGUCGGAGGACAUGCUGGAAAUAGCCUAUCACAUCCAGAGACACCUAAAGAUUACGGACGGUGAGCUACUGCUAUGGAGUGAGCGUGUGGCUCGGUGUCUGUCGGACUACGCCUCCCCUGAAUGCAGCAAACCCAAUCACAAGAAGCUGCAGUGGAUCGUGUCGCGACGGACUGCCCAGAACCUGCACAGCUACCGUGUCGUCCCUGAAUUGCCCACCAUCCCAGAGGGCUGCUGGGAUGAGAGCGAGAGUGAGGACUCGUGUGAGGACAUGAUGAGUUCCGGUGAGGAGUCUCUCAGCAGUUCCCUGGGCAGCGACGCUGAAGGGCCCUUCUUUCCUCUGCACCUCCGCCGCCAAAAACACCGCCAACCCCUCCACGCAUGACGCCGCCCUGUGCUUUGCCACCCCCCCCCCCCUUUUUAUUUUAUUUUUUUUACCUGAAGUCUUUAAUUUAUUGUUUAAUAAUCUCCGGCGCUGGUGGAGAAUCGCACAACAACUGGCAGCUGAGCAGUCCGGACUCUUCCUGGUAGAUUUUAGUCUGUGGAUGUGUUGGUGCAUGUUAAGAUGUCACAUUCCAGGGUGUAUGCGUAGUUAGAUAAACUUUGGUUUGACGUGACGCAGUGUCUGGUCUUUAAGGUGCUGAGCUACAACAAGACACUGCAGUCCGAUUCUCAGUUCAGACCAGAAAAGGUUCAUGUUAUCAACAAGAUAAUUUGCCAAAACGUGGUAUUUAUUUUAAAGAAUGUGAUUUUUUGUUUGACUGUUAUUGAUCCAAGACCGCUUUUAUUAAGGUCAAGGAGGUGUGAUCUUGAUGUACAGAAGCUGAGAGUGGCUGUGGUUGGUGGUCAAAACUUAAAUAUUCAAGUUAUAAAAGCCCUUUAACGUAAGGUACAGAAAUAAGUCCGUUAUUCUGAGAUAAAGACACACUGACAUCCUAAUCAGCACUAAAUGGUCUUUUUUUCCUGGAUAACAGGGUUUAAAAGGUAAAUUUGAGCAUUGUUUGUCAUUUCUUGACAUCAUUACAUUGCGAGCACGUCUGCUCUCAUCUUCUGUAGUCAAGUUUAAUUUGCACAGUUUUCUUGUUAUCUCAUUUGAUGCGUCAGAAACUGUUCACUGAGUUGUUUAGAGCUCGACGUGUUUAGUCAGUCCUGGAUGCCAACAGCAGGGUGACGUGCCUUGCUCAAAGGCAGCAGGGGGAAGAGAUCUGAAUCAGUCAGAGUUGUUCUUCAGAUUCAAACCCUGCUGACAGGCACCACAGGGUGUUCCGAAAAAAUAAAAACCUUUAACGAGUGUAUGUUGGUGGAUGUGUGGACGUAUGACCCUGGUUUAAAUUUAAAGUUGAUCAUUUUUUAGGAUGAAGCUUAAAAAAGUUUGGUGUUUUGAAAAUGUCGUUAUGUGAGAAUGCUGUAUGGAACAAAAAUGUUGAUCGUGUUAAAAAAAAAAAAAAAAGUAAAA
This is a messenger RNA of Perca fluviatilis (European perch), 2869 nucleotides long. It is a transcript of the gene ccng2, whose product is annotated as cyclin G2. The record is from RefSeq and is a predicted model, not a curated record. Gene Ontology annotation, molecular function: cyclin-dependent protein serine/threonine kinase regulator activity. Gene Ontology annotation, biological process: regulation of cyclin-dependent protein serine/threonine kinase activity; mitotic cell cycle phase transition. NCBI's taxonomy places the organism in Eukaryota, Metazoa, Chordata, Actinopteri, Perciformes, Percidae. Gene Ontology annotation, cellular component: nucleus; cytoplasm; cyclin-dependent protein kinase holoenzyme complex. Bases 794 to 1798 code for a protein of 334 amino acids. The transcript has 8 exons.